Molecule: messenger RNA, 288 nt
Organism: Puma concolor (puma)
Lineage: Eukaryota; Metazoa; Chordata; Mammalia; Carnivora; Felidae
Gene: SCGB1C1
Product: secretoglobin family 1C member 1
Source: RefSeq, a predicted model, not a curated record
AUGAAGGGGAGAAGCACCCUCCUGCUGGUGGCCCUCACCCUGCUCUGCUCCUGCGGGCUGGCCAUCGGGGAUGACAACAGUGACUUUUUCAUGGACUUCCUGCAAACGCUGCUGGUGGGGUCCCCAGAGGAGCUAUAUGAGGGACCUCUUGGCAAGUACGAUGUCAAUGCAGAUGCCAAGGCAGCACUGACGGAGCUCAAGUCCUGUAUCGAUGGCCUACAGCCUAUGCACAAGGCAGAGCUGAUCAAGCUGCUGGUGCAAGUGCUGGGCAGUCAAGAUGAUGCAUAG